Messenger RNA from Meriones unguiculatus (Mongolian gerbil), 2129 nucleotides. RefSeq names its product Ras association domain family member 10 (gene Rassf10). Bases 55 to 1584 code for a protein of 509 amino acids. The transcript has a single exon. Gene Ontology annotation, biological process: signal transduction. The record is from RefSeq and is a predicted model, not a curated record. Lineage: Eukaryota; Metazoa; Chordata; Mammalia; Rodentia; Muridae.
CCGCGGGCAGAGCCAGAGUCGCUAGAACCCAAGCCCAGGCGUCCCAGUUGCGCCAUGGAUCCUUCAGAGAAGAAGAUAUCGGUGUGGAUCUGCCAGGAGGAGAAGCUGGUGUCCGGCCUCUCCCGCCGCACUACCUGCUCUGACGUUGUUCGGGUGCUUUUGGAGGACGGCUGCCGGCGGCGCCGCAGGCAGCGGCGGGGCCAGCGACAAGGGGCGGCGGAAGACCCCUCCGGUCCGUUGGAGCUUCCCGAUCCCCCGGACGAAAACGACGAGGAGGAGGACGACGACGCGCUGGCCCAGGGCGUGCUGUGUGGUCCCCCGCACUGCUACUGCAUCGUGGAGAAGUGGCGCGGCUUUGAGCGCAUCCUGCCCAACAAGACGCGGAUCCUGCGCCUCUGGACCGCCUGGGGCGACGAGCAGGAGAAUGUGCGCUUCGUGCUGGUGCGCAGCGAGGCGUCGCUGCCCAACGCCGGGCCGCGCAGCGCGGAGGCGCGGGUCGUGCUCAGCCGCGAGCGCCCCGGCCUGACCCGGGGAGCCCCGGCGCGGCCCAGCCUGGCCCUGACCCAGGAGAAGCAGCGGCGGGUGGUACGCAAGGCCUUCCGCAAGCUGGCCAAACUCAACCGGAGGCGCCAGCAGCAGCCACCGCCGUCGCCUGGCUCGUCCGCGUCGUCCACCGCCUCCUCCUGCUCGUCGCUCCCUCGGACCCACGAGGGCGCGUCGGUGGAGCGCAUGGAGACGCUGGUGCAUCUCGUGCUGUCGCAGGACCACACCAUCCGCCAGCAGGUGCAGCGGCUCCGGGAGCUGGACCGCGAGAUAGACCGCUACGAGGCCAAGGUGCACCUCGACCGCAUGCGGAGGCACGGGGUCAACUACGUGCAGGACACCUACCUGGUGGGCGCCGGCCUCGACCUGGACGGAACGGCGCCUGAAGACGAGCCCGAGGCCGGGACGCGGGCGGAGGAGGGGCCGGAGGCGGCGGCGCCCCUGGACGGCGAGGCGCAGGCGGCGGCGCUGGAGGAGCUGGCCCGGCGCUGCGAAGACCUGGCGCGGCUGCAGGAGGAGCGCGCCCAGCAGGAGGAGUUGCUGGAGCGCCUGUCCGCCGAGAUCCAGGAGGAGCUGAACCAGCGGUGGAUGCGGCGGCGCAGCGAAGAGCUGGCGGCUAGAGAGGAGCCCCCGGAGCCCGACGGCGGCCCGGAUGGAGAGCUGCUGCUGGAGCAGGAGCGGGUCAGGACACAGCUCAGCACCAGCCUUUACAUCGGGCUGAGGCUCAGCACGGACCUGGAGGCCGUCAAGGCGGACUUGGAUUACAGCCAGCAGCAGAGGGACAGUAAGGAGCGCGAGCUGCAGGGCCUCCUCCAGACUUGGCGCACUUUUGAGCAGACGGUGGUGCAUGACGGGGCUCUGGGUUCCGGUGGACCCUCUCGGGAACCUCAGCCUCAGACCUGUGCAGAAAUGUGGGUGGACCAGGCCCGGGGACUAGCUAAGAGCUGUCCCGGCAACGAUGAGGACUCGGAUACCGGGCUGAGCUCCAUGCAUAGCCAAGACUCGGACUCGGUACCCCCAGUGUGUGAAUCCCUCGUGUAGAAGUUGUAGGGAGUGACCCUUGACACCUGCAGCGCGCGCUGGCCCGGCCUGCUCAGGGACACGAAAUGAGGCCGUGGGGGGUGAGCUCAGAGUCUCGCGGAUGGGUCUGGAGAGUGGAGGGGGCGCCUGUCAGGCAGUGUGCUCCUCUGACUCAGGGUGAGUGUGGGGGGCAAGGAAGUUCUAAACCUCCUCAGCUUUAGAGGGAGAGGGAGUCAGGAGGUGAGAACCCCUCCCUAUUUAAAAAAACAAAACAAAACAAAACACAUUAGGUAAAUCGACAAGGUCCAAGCCCAUUUUCAAAACAAGAAAAAAAGAAAGAAAAACAUUAUGGACAUGUUUACCACUCCUCUGUAUGGGAAGGACUGCUGACAGCUGGAACUAUGGUCUGUGGCAUAAAGUGCUGUUAAAAGAAAACACUUGGAUGAAAAGGAAAUUCCUUGAAUGUUAAUUGUGACUGGAAACGUGUUAAAACUAGCCAAAGAGGACGCACUAGUGUUGGUCUCUGCCUUGCUUAACAUCUUUGAUAAAACCCAUAGGCAUCAAAA